AUGUUUAAAUGUACACAGUGCUCAUCUGAAUUUACACGUAAAGAUGCUUUAGUCAGACAUGGAAAAACUCAUACCGGUAUUCGUUUUCCGUGCUCUGUUUGCCCAUCGACAUUCACCUAUAAAACCAGCCUAACCAAACAUUUGAAAAAUGUUCAUGGUUUUGUUAACGUUCCGGCACAUCGUCAGCCCAAUGCACAGAUUGAUCAACCCGUUCCACAGAUUCAGAUUGGACCGCAAAUAUUUGUCCCCGACAUCCCGGCCGGUUCGUCAAAUGAAUUAUCAGAGUCAUCUGUAUGGGGAAAUGACAUCGAUGAAAUGGAUAUGGUUCGAUUAUUAGAAAACUUAGAAAAGGACGAGGAAAAAUCUAGAAAAAGCAAACGUAUGAGAAUGAACGCUACAACAUCAGAAUUUAGAGAAGUUGCUUCAGUAUUCAACGGUUAA
Macrosiphum euphorbiae (potato aphid) is the source of this 441-nucleotide messenger RNA. NCBI's taxonomy places the organism in Eukaryota, Metazoa, Arthropoda, Insecta, Hemiptera, Aphididae. The record is from the annotation of a GenBank genome assembly.